Molecule: messenger RNA, 858 nt
Organism: Sceloporus undulatus (fence lizard)
Lineage: Eukaryota; Metazoa; Chordata; Lepidosauria; Squamata; Phrynosomatidae
Gene: NPY
Product: neuropeptide Y
Exons: 4
Coding region: 113-406 (97 amino acids)
Biological process (GO): feeding behavior; neuropeptide signaling pathway
Cellular component (GO): extracellular region
Molecular function (GO): neuropeptide Y receptor binding; neuropeptide hormone activity
Source: RefSeq, a predicted model, not a curated record
CGCGACGAGGUGCCCAGCCCCACAUUCCUCGCAACUCACAGCCACACUUUGCCGAGGAAGCGGCGGAAGAUCAAGUCCAGGAGGAGAAGCCAGGGAGGCAGCUACACAAAAGAUGCAGGGGACCAUGCGGUUGUGGCUGUCGGUGAUGACCCUUGCUCUGUGCCUGUUGAUCUGCCUGGGGACGCUGACAGAAGCAUAUCCAUCUAAACCGGACAGUCCAGGGGAGGAUGCUCCAGCAGAAGACAUGGCCAGAUACUACUCGGCCCUGAGGCAUUACAUCAACCUCAUCACACGGCAGAGGUAUGGAAAGCGAUCCAGCCCAGAGACACUGAUCUCUGAUCUUUUGUUGAGAGAAAGCACAGAAAAUAUCCCCAGGUCUAGGUAUGAAGAUCCUGCAAUGUGGUGAUGGAAAUAACAGCCAAUCCUCAGUCUUUUUCAGAGUUUUCAGUGCAGAUUCCAUUGCUAGAAGACCUGUUGAAAUUUCACUUCCCCUCCAGCGCAUGCAUGCAGCCAUUGUACUGAAUUAUGUAGUUUUCCACUCAUUAUCCUUGUACAUAUACUUAUUUAAAUAAAUUACUUGUGCACUCUAAAUGUUACCAUUUUACAUGCGUGCGCAAGAAAAAGGCCAUUACAGUGGGUAAAGAUUUGUUUUUAAGCUGUUGAGUUAUUUCUUACUGUCUAAAGUAGCAUGUACAAUAUUCAUAGCGCCAACUCAAAUAGUUGUAAAAAGUGUCAUUUAUUUAACAUUUUAUCAAAACUAGAGGCUCUCUCAAUAUUUGAUUUAUAGAACCUUAUUUGUUUCAUGACAAUUACACCCCGUGAUGCAAAUGAGAAAAAUAAAAUGACAUGGAAAGUGCA